Molecule: messenger RNA, 984 nt
Organism: Stereum hirsutum FP-91666 SS1
Lineage: Eukaryota; Fungi; Basidiomycota; Agaricomycetes; Russulales; Stereaceae
Product: S-adenosyl-L-methionine-dependent methyltransferase
Exons: 5
Coding region: 1-984 (327 amino acids)
Molecular function (GO): S-adenosylmethionine-dependent methyltransferase activity
Source: RefSeq, a predicted model, not a curated record
AUGGCGACCUUCGGUAAAACGACAUUCAACACCGCUCGAUACGCAGCCGCGCGCCCGACGUAUCCGAGGCAGUUGUACGAUUUUAUAUUCAAGUAUCAUGAGAGCAAGCUGGGUGCGAAGUGGGAGAGGGCGGUCGAUUUGGGAUGUGGGACUGGUCAAGCGACGACGGAACUGACGCCCUUCAGACAUAUCAUCGGCGUCGAUCCCUCCGCGAAGAUGAUAGACCAAGCGCGAGCCUCCAUCUCCGCUCUUCCACCCGAUGCAAAGUUAUUGCAGGGGACGAAGGUCGAGUUCGUGCAGUCCGCCGCGGAGGAUCUGAAGUUUCUGGGGGAUGGGAGUGUGGAUCUUCUGGUUGCUGCACAAGCGUGCCACUGGUUCGACUGGAACAGGAUGUGGCCCGAGGCGAAGCGUGUGUUGAGGAAGGGGGGCAGUGUGGCGUUUUGGGGCUACUCCGAAUUCCGCCUCUCUCACCACCCCCGCCUCACCCCCCUCAUCCACGCCUACGCCCAAGGAUCAGACCCGGCUACUUCGCUCGGUCCGCAUUGGGAGCAGCCUGGACGGAGGAUCGUGGAUGGGCAUUUGAUGGGGGUGCCGGAGCCUUGGGUGGUCACAGGUGCAGGAGAGAAGGGGGAGGGAGAGGGAGAGGGGUGGGAGGAUUUUCGGCGGGUUUUUUGGGUCGGUUCGCACCACCCCUCCCUACCCACCCCCCACCUCCCCAUCCUCCUCCGCAAACGCAUGUCCUGGUCUUCCCUGCUCGACUACCUCGGUUCGUUCUCGUCCCUCCAUACCUUCAAGCAACGCUACCCGGAGGAUGAAGGGAAGGAGGGAGGAGGGAUUGAGAGGCGGUUUUUGGGAGUGUUGAGGGAGGGGGUUAGGGAGGAUUUGGAGAGGGAGGGGGGGCAGGGAGAGGGAGAGGGAGAGGGAGAGGGAGAGGAGGUGGAUGUGGAGUGGCCGAUGGCGGUGAUUUUGGUUAGGAGGGCUUGA